AUGUCGUCACCCAAAGACACCGCCAUAUCCAAGUACCUGCAAGGUUUUGACAAUCUCGACGAGGCAACGGCCGGAAUCAUCACCUCCGAGAUCAGCAGUCUCAAGACCGGAAUCGCGAGCCUGACGGAAACAUUUGAUCAAUUAGUCACAAAAACCGGUCAUCUGAAAAUCCAACAGCUAGGAAUACAAGUGCUUCAAGCGAACCUGCAGCAAGAAGACGCCGAAUUGAAGAACGCCAAAAUCAGUAGCAAAGCUCAGGCCCUUCAGCGCAAGCUCAAAAUGUGCGAGAAGGAACGGAUGCAGCACCAAAAGGAUGUGGAGGAGCAGCAUGCAGCACUUGUGACAUUUCGAGAUGGUUUUGCGGAACUGUCGCUCGGAUCGCUUCAGGCUUUGUGGCGCAACAAGCCCUCAGAUUCCGAGCAGCUUCAGAUCUUUCAGACAAAACUAGGUGAAGCUAUGGGAAGGCUUGAGGAGAGCAAGGCUACAGAAGCCGUCCUCUCCACAGAGCUUGCAGCCGAGAGAUACAAGUUCAAGAAACUCGCGUCAAGACUGGCGGCACUUGAGGGUAGCAUCGACGAGAAGGAAAAGGCUCUCAAAGACAAGCACCGUGAGCUAGAAAAAGGAUACUACGGCAAUGUGCAGAAACUAGUCGAGGGCCGUGUUAGCGACGAGAAAGCUAAGCUCGCCGACCAACUCAGCCAGGCAGAAGACAAGAUCCUGCGCUUCGACAAGCUAUGCGCUGCGAACAAGGAGCUGGAAGCCAAAGUCAUAGAACUGACGCGUGAGUUGACCCUCCUGCAGCAAGCGAAACUAGAGCUGGAGCAGCGAUACAAAAAGCGCGAGGAAGAAGGCAAAGUUUUCAGGCAAGGCUACGACCAGCUUAGCAACGAUAUCCGCACGCUUUGUACCGAGAAAGUCGAACUCCAGACUGAGUAUGACGAGGUGAAGAAACAGCACAACCAGCUGCUUGAACAGCAGAGACAGUCCAACUCGGGA
Molecule: messenger RNA, 996 nt
Organism: Exserohilum turcica Et28A
Lineage: Eukaryota; Fungi; Ascomycota; Dothideomycetes; Pleosporales; Pleosporaceae
Exons: 1
Source: RefSeq, a predicted model, not a curated record